AUGUUAUCAGAUAUUAAUAAGAAUAAUAAUAUUGGAAUAAUAGUUAAUAAUAUUCAUUCUAAUAUUGACAGAGUUUGUUUCAGUUUAGCUUGCAAGAGAAGAUAUCAUUUGAAAUCAGCAUUAUCACCAACAAUAAAAUAUCUUUACCUCCAUAGUAUUCAAAACGAUAAUGGUGUACAAUUAUAUGAUUACAAAGAAAUAUUUCCAGAGACAAUUCAAUCAAUCGUUGAUAAAAUAAGUGAGAACAUUGAUAGAGUUUGCUUUAGUUUGGUUUGUAAGAGAUUCUUUGAUAACAGAGAUAAAUAUCUAUUGUUCGAUGCCAACACUUUAAAAACAAUACCAACAUUACUUAACAAUGAUCAACAAAACAACAAAUCAAAUGAAGUAGUAGGUUCCUAUCAAUCAAUAUAUUCGACUUCAUUAGAGCUUAAAGAGAAUGCUACAAUGAUUAUUAGAGAUAAUCAAUCUCAAUUUUUUAGAGAUUUUUACGACCAAAGUCGUAUACAAUUUUUUAGUGAUUUUUACGACUUUGUGUACGAUCAAAAAACAUUAUCUCAGUAUGGUAUUCCUUCGAAUGUUAGAUCUCUUUUUCUGUCUCCACGUUUAGAUCUUCCUGAAGAUGCAUUGUUGUCGUCGAACAUCACAAAGAUAAUAGGUUUCGAAAAUUUCAAAUUGAAACUACCACCAACCACCAAGAUUCUACAUUUCGGUAACAAUGACUCAAAUGUAGAUUUGACUAAAGAUUGCUUUCCAUCUGGUUUAGAGGAACUCAAAAUGAGGAGAUUUCUAAGGUGUCAUCUCACUUUUGGUAUGCUACCAGAUGGUUUGAAUAGCAUCUACUUUGGACUUGAACAAGAUCAACCAAUAGAACCAGGUGUUCUACCUUCUUCACUCAGGCAGUUAACUUUAAUAUUAGCCAAACCCAAUCAACUCAUCAAAAUGGGAGUACUUCCACCGAAUCUAGAGUAUCUACAAAUCAAUGGUGAUCCACCUCCAAACAUUAACGAACAUUAUUUACCAAAGACGCUCCAAACUCUUGAAUUGGUACCUUCAAGCUGGAUUCCAUUGAUCAAAUCACUACCAAAUUUAACAACACUCAGUUUAAAGAAUCGAUCUCCUACUGGCAUCGAGAAUGUGUUAAACCUGUCAGAUCUUCCACCAACAUUGACAAGUCUAACACUUAAGUCUGGAUAUCAUUUGAAAUCAGCAUUAUCACCAACAAUCAAAUAUCUUUACCUCCAUAGUAUUCAAAACGAUAAUGGUGUACAAUUAUAUGAUUUCAAAGAGAUGUUUCCAGAGACAAUACAAUAUCACUUGGAAGAGUUAUCAGCCAUCAGCUUGCCCGAAUCAGUUUUACCAAAUCUCAAGAUUGACAAAUUCAUUUAUUCAGAGGAAUCAGUAUUUUCAAAUCUACAAUUUGUUAAUAAGGAUCGUUUGGAAGUCAAAGUAAUGAAAGAAGGAAUCGAACAGAGUAUUUUCAAAUCUACAAUGAAUUUGCCAACACUUCCAUAUGGAAUCAAAUAUCUUCGAAUCAGUUUGGAAGAUCUUAUUAUAAAUACAGCAACAAUUCCAACAUCGGUUGAAACUAUUGAAAUUGUACAAAUAACAGUGACUUGCAAAAAACUACCAUUCUAUGUGAUUCCAGAUUUUAUUCGAACAUUAAUCAUUGACUUUUCAUUCGAAUAUCCACUCUACAUUCCACCAACUCUCACCAAUAUCAUAUUUAAAUAUUUGAGUGUUGGAAAAGAUAAAUGUCAAAUCAGAAAGAUAGAUUCAAAUUAUUAUCUAUUGUUUGGUUGGUUGCACAAAGAUAAUUAUCAAGAUACAAGAAUUACAAAAAUCAUUCAUAAAUCAAAUUUUAAUCAUUAUUUUAGAAAAUCUCAAUUAUUUAUUGAAUAA
Molecule: messenger RNA, 1899 nt
Organism: Heterostelium album PN500
Lineage: Eukaryota; Evosea; Eumycetozoa; Acytosteliales; Acytosteliaceae
Product: FNIP repeat-containing protein
Exons: 5
Coding region: 1-1899 (632 amino acids)
Source: RefSeq, a predicted model, not a curated record